AUGAAUCCUUCACCACUCCACCAUAAGCUCUUUGAAACCUUCUUGAUUUCUGUUUUACCAAUAAUUCUACUUUGUGUGAUCGCUCGCCUACUCUUCCCAAAAAAAUUCCAAUCAGUAGUCAUAAUUGGUGUUCUGAUCUUAACUUUUUUACCUUCAGAAGGCUCUUUCAUAGCAAUUCUACUUCUUCUCAUAAUCUGUGUUAUCCUUAUUGGAUUCUUAGCUGUCUAUUCCUUCUCGAAUCAAAACGAUGAGGAGUUUGAUGAUGAUCUCUAUGACUUGCUUCAUUUAUCUAUUCCUCUUAUCAUUGUGACUCCUCCUAGUGAACCUCAUCUUACAAAUUUACCUCCUCAAUAUAAAGAACAAGAUGCAAACUUUCUUAUGGUUCUUCUUAGAUCUGGACGUCGCAGAAGACGCAAUGGGAAUUCUAGAUCUAGAUCUCGGUCUUCAAAUAGACGUAAAGGAGCAAGAUGGAUGGCUUUGUUUCUCAAAAGACUUUCGGAUACGUCAUUUCAUGAAUUGUGCUUUGUUUGGAGCUUUUCUUGA
Molecule: messenger RNA, 543 nt
Organism: Melampsora larici-populina 98AG31
Lineage: Eukaryota; Fungi; Basidiomycota; Pucciniomycetes; Pucciniales; Melampsoraceae
Exons: 2
Coding region: 1-543 (180 amino acids)
Source: RefSeq, a predicted model, not a curated record